CCGGACGUAUUUUUGGAAUCGCGGGUUUAACAUAUCGACGCCGCCCGCCGCUCCGUCUUCACUCUUGUCGAUCCACGCUCUCGUCUACACGCACCUUUCCGACGACAUGGCAAGCAGAGGACCCGCUUACGGUCUCAGCGCCCAAGUGGCCAACAAGCUGGCCAGCAAGCGCGACCCCGAACUGGAGAACGAGAUCAUUCACUGGAUUCAGGAGAUAAUGGGACAGAAGCUGCCCAACGGACCCUACGAAGAAGUUCUGCGCGACGGAACCGUCCUUUGCAACCUAAUGAACAAGUUGAUGCCCGGAUGCAUCCAGAAGAUCAACACUUCCGGAGGACAGUUCAAGAUGAUGGAGAACAUCAACCGCUUCCAGGAGGCGGCCAAGAAGUACGGGGUGCCCGAGAUCGACGUCUUCCAGACGGUCGAUCUGUGGGAGAGGAGGAACAUUCCUCAGGUCACGCAGUGUCUCAUGGCACUGGGAAGAGCGUGCUACACGCACCCGGAAUACCAAGGACCCUGCCUGGGCCCCAAACCCUCGGAAGAGAACAAGAGAACCUUCACGGAAGAGCAGCUGCGGGCGGGAGAGGGCAUCAUCAACCUGCAGUACGGAACCAACAAGGGCGCCACCCAGAGCGGACAGAACUUUGGCAACACCAGACACAUGUGAAGACCUCCUCCCAACGGCUCGCGCUUCGGCUGUUAAUUUGUAAAAAAUGGUGUAAAAUCGCUUGCGGCGCCGCGCGCCGCGUCAGUUCCGCGCUUCGCCGUCUGUACGAGAAAUUCUAGCAAAUAAAGAUUUGUACUUCCA
Centruroides sculpturatus (bark scorpion) is the source of this 808-nucleotide messenger RNA. Its product is annotated as muscle-specific protein 20-like. Gene Ontology annotation, molecular function: actin binding. NCBI's taxonomy places the organism in Eukaryota, Metazoa, Arthropoda, Arachnida, Scorpiones, Buthidae. The coding region runs from base 107 to 667 and encodes 186 amino acids. The transcript is spliced from 4 exons. Gene Ontology annotation, biological process: actomyosin structure organization. The record is from RefSeq and is a predicted model, not a curated record.